Messenger RNA from Cavia porcellus (domestic guinea pig), 6697 nucleotides. It is a transcript of the gene Txndc16, whose product is annotated as thioredoxin domain containing 16. The coding region runs from base 429 to 2891 and encodes 820 amino acids. The transcript has 20 exons. NCBI's taxonomy places the organism in Eukaryota, Metazoa, Chordata, Mammalia, Rodentia, Caviidae. The record is from RefSeq and is a predicted model, not a curated record.
CGCGCCGGCGGGAGGACUUCGUGGUGGUCUGUCACUUGGGGCCGCUCACGCACCGCCCCCCGCGCUUCCCAUUGGUUGGAGAUUCUUUUACGUAGGAAGCACGAGGAGAAGGCGGAGCUUCGAGGGUUUUGGUUUUCUCUCUUUCUCUCUCUCUCUCUCUCUUUUUUUUUUUUCCAGGAGGCCUGUUCGGCCGGGUGGGUAGUGGCGACUUGCAGCGCGGCCGCUGUCUGGCCUUUGCUUCCGCGCGGGUUCGGUCCAGGUUCCCGCCCGCAGGUGCUGCGCGCAGGUCUCGGGCAGAUUUAGCUUCAUUUAACGUAGACUUGAACUUUGUGGAACACUUACUUGGAAGUAGGUCUUGUCCUAGGCACUAGGACACAGCGGUGAACAGAAAGACAACGUCUCCCGCUCAUGAGCAGCUACCUCUGAUAAUGCCAUUUGACUUCAGUGUGUUUAGAGUUCUGGUCUUUUUUUUCAUUAUGUGCAUUUUGUCCACGUCAGCUGGAGACACCUUGCCAGAACUGAGUCCUCAGAAAUAUUUCAGUACAUUGCAACCAGGAAAAGCCUCUUUAGCUUAUUUUUGUCAUGCUGAUUUUCCAAGUACCUCUGUAGUUCUUGAACAAUUGAAUGAGGCUGUUAGACCUCUCCAGGACUAUGGAAUUUCAGUUGCAAAGGUUAAUUGUGCCAAAGAAGAAGAAGCAUCGAAGUACUGUGGUAAAGAAAAGGAUUUGAUAAAAGCAUAUUUAUUCAGAGGCAACAUAUUGCUCAGAGAAUUCCCAAGUGACACCUUGUUUGAUGUGAACGCCAUUGUCGCUCAUGUUCUCUUUGCUCUUCUUUUCAAUGAAGUGAAGUAUGUUACUACCCAGGAAGACAUUCAGAACAUAGAAAAUACUGUGAAAGGAAAAGCAAAUAUAAUAUUUGCAUAUGUAAGAGCCAUUGGAACUCCAGAGCAUAGAGCAGUCAUGGAAGCAGCCUUUGUGUACGGGACCGUGUACCAGUUUGUUUUAACUACAGAAACUGGCGUUUUGGAAAGUAUCGGCUCUGAGAAUAUAGAACACGCACAUCUCUACUUUUUUCAUUGUAAACUCGUCUCAGACCUAACUCAGCAGUGCAGAAGAACACUGAUGGGUCAGCCAUUGACCACGCUGAACAUUCACGUGUUUGUUAAGACAAUGAAAGCACCCCUGCUGACUGAAGUUGCUGAAGAUCCCCAGCAAGUUUCAACUGUUCAUCUCCAACUAGGAUUACCACUGGUUUUUAUUGUUAGCCAAAAAGCUACAUAUGAAGCUGAUAGAAGAACUGCAGAGUGGGUUGCUUGGCAUCUUCUAGGAAAAGCCGGAGUUCUACUCUUGUUAAGGGACUCUUUGGAAGUGAACAUUCCUCAGCAUACCAAUGUGGUCUUCAAAAGAGCAGAAAAGGACAUGCCAGUGGAAUUUUUGGUGUUACCUGAUGUUGAUUCCAUAAUUUCUCAUGUGGAAAAUAAUAUGCACAUGGAGGAAAUACCGGAUGAUGAAGACAGUGACAUGGAAGAUCCAGAUAUGGAUAUUCAAGAUGAUGAAGUGGCAGAAACUGUUUACAGAGAUAGGAAGAGACAGUUACCUUUGGAAUUGACCAUGGAACUUACAGAAGAGACAUUUAACCCUACAGUGAUGGCUUCGGACAGCGUUGUGCUCUUCUAUGCUGGUUGGCAAGCAGUAUCCCUGGCCUUCCUGCAAUCCUAUAUUGAUGUGGCAGAUAAAUUGAAAGGCACAUCUGCUGCACUGUUUACUAGAAUAAACUGUGCAGAUUGGUCUGAUGUAUGUACCAAGCAAAAUGUUACUGAAUUUCCGGCUGUAAAGAUGUACAAGAAGGGUGAGAACCCUGUGUCUUACACCGGUAUGCUAGGAACUGAAGGGCUCCUCAGGUUUAUCCAGCUCAACAGGAUCUCAUGUCCAGUGAUUAUAACAUCAAUCCAAGAAGCAGAAGAGUAUUUAAAUGGGGAGUUAUAUGAAGGCCUGAUGACCUAUUCUACCUUGUCAGUCCUGGGACUAUUUAGUCCAACCAUGACUACAGCAAAAGAAGAUUUCACUGAAGCAGGAAACUACUUAAAAGGAGGCGUCCUCACUGGAAUUUAUUCUGAAGAAGAUGUUUGGAUACUGGCAAAUAAAUAUGCUGUGACUCUGCCAGCCCUGCUGCUUGCCAGACACAAAGAUGACAAGAUAGAGAGCAUUCCACUGGCUGGCACCCACACACAAGACAUAGUGCAGAUAAUAACAGAUGCGUCACGGGAAGCCUUCCCAGAAAUCACUGUGGAAAAUCUUCCUAAUUAUUUCAGACUUCAGAAACCGUUACUUAUUUUGUUCAGUGAUGGCAGCAUAAAUCCUCAGUAUAGAAAAGCAAUGUUGACACUAGUGGAACAGAAACGCUUGGAUUCAUUUACUCCUUGCUGGCUAAAUCUUAAGAAUACGCCCGUGGGGAGAGGAAUAUUGCAGGCCUAUUUCGGCCUUCUGCCUCCUCUUCCUCUUUUGGCUUUGGUGAAUCUGCAUUCAAGCGGCCAAGUUUUUGCGUUUCCUUCAGAUCGGUCCAUAACCGAACAAAACCUUGCGUUGUGGCUUAAGAAGUUAGAAGCAGGACUAGAAAAUCCUAUCACAAUUUUAUCUGCUCAGGAAUGGAAACCUCCUCUUCCGGCUUAUGACUUCCUAAGUAUGAUGGACGCUGCCACAGCUCAGCAUUCCACGGGAAAAGCGCCAGGGUGCAUGAAGGAAACAGAUACACAGGAGAGUGAUAAAGAGCAACAUGAAGACAAACUGGCAGUCAGAAAAGAACCAGUGGAAACACUGAGAAUAAAGCAUUGGAAUAGAAAUAACUGGUUUAAAGAAACAGAAAAAUCGCUUAGGCCUCAUAAAGAGCUAUGAUGUUCAAAAGUAAGCUGAUUUCUUGGGGCUGUAAUUUGAGAGAUGAAAUUUAUUUAAAAAAUGUAUCUUACCCAAUUAAUGUAAAAAUUAUUGAGAUGCUUCCUUUCCUUUUUUUUCAUACCAACUCUUCAAAAUGCAGGCAUAUUUUACACUCAGUAACGUUUCUCAGUGUGAAGUAGCUGUGUUUCAAUAGCUCUUUGCUCACUCAUGCUGCGUGAUACUGUGUUGGAAAGCUCAGUGCCCCAUUAAUUACACAGAAACUGGUAUAAUUAAUUUAACUGAGUUGUAGCCAUGUCACACAGCUGGUGGUUACAUCUGUUUUCUUGUAGUCAUGGUAUUUUAACCAGCACUUAUUAACAAGGGGGUACUUUUGCUUCUGUGGGAUAUUUGGCAUUGUUGACAGUUUGGAUGUCAUGAUGAGGUAGGUGCAGCUGGUGCCCAAUGGGUAGGAGCAAGGGGUGCUGCUGAACACCCUGCAUUGGACUCCCCCGUAACAGAGUUAUCCGGCCCCCAAAGUCAGCAGCUUGAUACAGAAAAGAACCAAACAGUACAAUAAUUAAAAUUCAAAUUAGACACAGCCGAAAAGAGGGAGGUAACAGAAAGUUAGAUCCUGGAAAUUAUUCAGAAUAUGCCAAGAACAAAUGAUUUAGAUACUCUAGAAAAACAGAGUAAAUAGAAAAAAAAAUCUCUAUCUGUGUCUCACAUCAGUUUCUAUAAUCAAGAGGCUCACUAGGCCAUACUGGCCCUUGGGGUAGGCUGAAGAGCUGGGAGAACUGUUAGCUACUCAGUCCAAGAAGCCCGAAGUUUCAGAACAAGGGAAAUCAAUGGUGCACCUUUAGUGUGAGGCUGAAAGGCCUGGAAACCUCCCAGAGACUGGGCCAGAUUCAAAUUCAAUGGCUGAAGAAUCUGGAGUCUGUCACCCAUGGGUGAAAGCACCAGCGCAGGCCGUAUCCCCUAAGAAGUCCAGCAUGCCUGUGUUCAAGAGCUUGCCCCUGCUGAUUUUGUGUCCUAGCCAGUGCCCGGCCUGUGGCAGAGUGUCACCCAUAUUUACACAGAGAUCUUCUCCACUGAGUUCUCUGACCCACAGGCCAGACAUCUCUGGAAACACCCUUAGAUAUACCUACAAGUGUGCUCAGUUUAAUGAAGCUGAUAAUCAAAAUUAAUCACCAGAAAAAUCAUAAGAAAUAAACUCUUCUGGGAGACAGUAAUAAAGGUUAACAUGUGCAACAGUUUUGGAAAGGUGGCUCAGGACAGAAACAAGCCAGAGGAAAGGACAGUUAACAGAAUUUACCAGAACAGUGCAAGAUACCAACUCACAAAUUCAGGAAGCUUAUAAAUAAAGAUUAAAUAAAAACAAAUGCAAACUUGACACAUAACUAAAAUACAAACAUUAAAUGCAGAUAAAGUCUUAGGAAGUUCAAGAGUAAAAAAAAUUACAUUCAAAGAAGUGACAGUUUGAAACUGCUGAACCAGAAGACCGCAGUGAUUUUAACAGGCUAAAAGAAAAAGGAAACAAAGCUAUCGACGGAGUUUUAAAUCCAGUGAAGAUAUUUUUUCAAGAAAAAAAAAAAACAGGAUAAAGACAUUUUAGAACAACCAAAACAGUUGCCAUCAACAAAACAAGAACUUUUGAGACAGACUUCAUGAUUAAAGAAAGAGAACAGAAAAGAAGCAAGGGAAUAGAGAUUUGCAAUGGCGUACCUGUCUCCACCAGCACUCACUAAGUGUCCAUUGUAAUAUACUAAAAGGAGGGACAUUAGGCCUCAGGAAGGCUCGCUCCAUCCAUGGGGGUGUACACCAGUGCGUUAAUGAGUUAUCACAGAAGUGGCUUUGUUGUGAAAGUAAGCUCUUAGUCUCUGGCUUACUUGCUCUAUUUUACCAUGUAAUUGAUGAUGCUUUCCACCAUGGCCCUCACCAGAUAGAUGCCACACAGAUGUUGGCACCAUUCUCUGGACUUAGAACCAUUAGCUAAAAUAACUGGAGCUUAGUGAUAGCCACAGAAAGCUAAGAUUUGAACGAAGUGGUAAGUAUGUGGAUAAAUCUGGAUGAAUGUUAAUAGUGUGUGACAAUGCCUAGUGGAUUUUAAAAGCAAAGAACAAAACACACACACUGACAGUGUAGGAAGAAGAGUCAAUGGUGCAUGUGCUCUUAAUUUCCCUGAAAAAAAAGAUACAAAGUUACUGAUGGACUCUAGGUUUCCAUAAAUAAGAAUUUUACAAUUUUUAAGUUAUUCACUAAAAGAAUUGAAAACCAUCAAACCAAGGGGAAAUUUUUCAGGUACAAAAAAUAAUGAGACAAAAGAAGGCAAGGAAAGAAAAUUAACUGAAAACAGAAUGUACAGGUCAAAUAGUGUAAAACUGAGAACAGUUUAGUUUGAGGUAUUAGUGAAUACGUACAAAUAGAUCAAAUAUCCCAGUUAAAACUCUGCCAGGCAUGACUUAAAAUGUCAAUUAUGUAGCAUUUAUAGGGGAUUUAUGUUAAGUAUACAAGGAAAUUUAAAAUGAAAGAUCAGGUAAAAGAUACACCAUGCAAUUUUCUAAGAAAGCUUGUCAGGGUUGGAGAUACAGCUCAGUGGCACAGUGCCUGCCUGGCAAGCACAAGGCCCUGGGUUCAAUUCUCGGCACCAAAAAAAAGUCAGAUAAGUCUUAAUGUCAAAUAAGAUACAUAUUAAGUAAAAACCAUUAUUAAAGAGAGUCAUGUUGGGCUGGGGAUUGAGCUCAGUGGCAUAAGUAUCUGCCUGGCAAGAGCAAGAUAGUGAGUUAGAUACCCAUUACAAAAAAAAAGUCAUAAGUUUAGCAAUAAGUUACAAUAGCUUAAAUAAUAAUGUAAUAUCAGGUUUAUGAAGUAAAAGUAGUCGACAGGUCACACUAGGUUUUUAAGUAAUUGAGGGAAGUUAUGGAAGAUUUUAACAGUGUCAUUAAUAAAGUUGAUCUGUCGUCUCCCAUGGCUGCUGAAUACACACUUUUUUCAAGCUCACAGAACAUUUAUAAAGGUCGACAUAUAGGGCUACAAGGCAAGUCUCUAAUUGUUAAAAGGAUUAAAAUCAUGCACAGCAUGCUGUCUGUCCAUGAUGCAAUUAAUCUGAUGUCAACAAUGAAAUGAUACCUAGAAAUUGGAGUCAGGGAACCUUGCAUACAGCAUGUUCUUGGGAUAAAAGUCUGCAUAACAUGUGUAUUAAUGGCAAACCUUGUAAUUAAGUCUGACUCUCCUUCACAUUUGUUUAGUAAGGUGGUAGCAUACAAAUCUUUCCUAUCUACCAUACUUCUUUCUGCUUGAAAGUUAUGCACACGUAUAUGUAUAUAAGUUAUGCACACGUGUAUGUAUAUGUAACAUUGAAACAAUGGUCUAGCAUCAUUACUGAGUAAGCUGAUAAUUCAGAUAUUUCUCCCAUUUAGCGUUAAUGUUCUAACCCAUUAUGAGUAUAGCUGGUAAUUUCACAUUUUCUUAAAAUAGCCUUUGUUUCUUACUAAGCUGUGGUGAUGGAAGCCUAUCCAAGAUUUAGUUUAGUUUGUAUAACCUGGGGUCAACUUCUUACAUAGGCCUAAAGAGCUUUAUAAGAAAACAGAUGCAGAAUCUGGAGUCUAGUGAAAUAGUCCAGACAGUGCUGUUGACUUAAGAAUGGGCAAAAUUUCUCGUCAGCCUUUUAAUCAAAUAAAACACUCACUUCCUGACAUUAAAUACAUCCUGGAUUUUUCGGUUUCUCUUGUGGAUCUCUUGUACAUUUAUGAAGGCUACUUGUGAAGAAUUAACUUUCCUCAUGUUAAAAGUAUUUCUUUGUUUGAAAUACAGUGUAACCAGCUACCCCA